Molecule: messenger RNA, 1109 nt
Organism: Caenorhabditis auriculariae
Lineage: Eukaryota; Metazoa; Nematoda; Chromadorea; Rhabditida; Rhabditidae
Source: the annotation of a GenBank genome assembly
AUGAAAAGCCAGACGCCUGACUUGUCCUUUCGAAUCGUCACAAACCCAAUUCCAAGAAACGGUUGCCUUUUAAUAUUACUAGUUUUAGAAACAACUAGACCAUGAUUAGAUAUUUAUGAGGAACUUCCAAGAAAGAUAUUCGAAAAAUGAAAAUUCGAGUUGAAAUUCUAUUGCAUAUACUCGAAACGAUUGGCUAGUCCUAAUCAACCCUCGGACUUUUUUGAGAUUCGUCAGAUCCGCCCAUCCGAUUCUCGGAUGUCUACUCGAUCCUCGUCGACUUUCUGUCGAUCACGAUUCUGACUCUAACCUUUAUCGUCGCUGCCAUAGUCAUUUUCUGUUUGCCAAGGUUCUGAAAUAAUCCUUUCUCACAGAAAAAUUCCAAUCAUACCGUUGAAUUUGAUCUAAUAAGUAAAUUUCUUUUCCUUUGAACUUUGGAAAUUUCUGAAAUUUCUGAAAUUUUCUCAAUUUCCGUUUAAAAUUAAGAUAAAGGCGAACAUUUACACUUAAAAAAAAGACACCUAGCGAGAAGUUAGAACUUCGCAACGUACGCGCUCCAAAGUUGAACAUUUGUGAAAAAAGCAAACUUCAUUUCUAAAUUUAAUUUUUUGAGCGAGCUGUUAGAAAAUUUCAUAGUCAAAAAUAACAUGAAGCUUUUUAGCUUAACAAAAUCAACAAGCGUAAAAAAUCCCACAUUAAACAGAAACUUUUGUGGCUGUGUUUAGAUAAGGUGUGAAUUAGAGGAAAUCGAAUUUUUUUUCUACCUCGUGUUAGAGGUACUCUUAAUGACAUUGGACUUCCGGAACAGCGGGAAGAAAGAAGAAGCUGUGGAUGCGGAGAAGACGGCGGUUUUCGACGAGCAGGACAGCGAAAAAGAGCACAUCUUCGACGAGGACGGCGUCUACUGCACCAAGCGUUUUCAAGGCAUUCCGGUCGACUUCUACAUCUUUCCAGAGACAUGAGCUCUUUUUCAGAGCGACAAGUUGGCCGUCGAAAAAGGCAUCAUAAAACCGGAAAUCUACGAAGAGCUUCGAAAAAAGGGUAUGAUGUAUAAUUUCGACAUUUCCUGCAAGUUCAAUUUUUCAGGAAAGUCCAAAGAAGUUUCGCAUUAG